Molecule: messenger RNA, 1140 nt
Organism: Gavia stellata (red-throated loon)
Lineage: Eukaryota; Metazoa; Chordata; Aves; Gaviiformes; Gaviidae
Product: pepsin A-like
Exons: 9
Coding region: 1-1140 (379 amino acids)
Biological process (GO): proteolysis
Molecular function (GO): aspartic-type endopeptidase activity
Source: RefSeq, a predicted model, not a curated record
AUGAAGCUGCUCCUGCUCCUCGGCUUGGUGGCCCUGGCCCAGUGCCUUGCCCCCAGGAUCCCUCUGAGGAGGGUGAAGUCCCUGCGGCAGACCCUGAAGGAGCGCGGCUUGCUGGAGCCCUACCUGAGGCAGCACCCCUACAACCCGGCCGCCAAGUACUUCCCCGCCCGCAUCUCCGCCGAGCCCCUGCAGAACUACCUGGACAACGAGUACUUCGGCACCAUCUCCAUCGGUACCCCACCCCAGGAGUUCACCGUUGUCUUUGACACCGGCUCCUCCAACCUGUGGGUGCCUUCCGUGUACUGCACCAGCCCGGCCUGCAGCAACCACAACCGCUUCAACCCAGCAGACUCCCACACCUUCGUCGGCACCAACGACACCCUCUACAUCGCUUACGGCACUGGCAGCAUGACCGGCAUCCUGGGCUACGACACCGUCACCGUCGCGGACAUUGAGGUCAUCAACCAGAUCUUCGGGCUGGCUGAGACCGAGCCGGGCGAUUUCUUCUACUACACCCCCUUCGAUGGCAUCCUGGGGCUGGCUUUCCCGAGCAUCGCCUCCUCCGGAGCCACCCCCGUCUUUGACAACAUGAUGAUGGAAGACCUCGUGGCCAAGGACCUCUUCUCCGUCUACCUGAGCAAGGACGGGCAAAGCGGCAGCUUUGUCCUCUUCGGUGCCAUCGACCCUUUCUACACCAUCAACGGCAUCACCUGGAUCCCCCUCUCUGCCGAAACCUACUGGCAGAUCACCAUGGACAGCGUCUCCAUCAGCGGGAAGCCCGUUGCCUGCUUCUCCGGCUGCCAGGCCAUCGUGGACACGGGCACCUCGCUGCUGGCCGUGCCCAACAGAGCCCUCAGCACCAUCCUGGGCAUCCUCGACGCCAGCUCCAGUGGCGAGAUCAGCUGCAAGGCCGUCAGCAGUCUGCCCAACAUCGUCUUCCACAUCAACGGCAAAGCCUUCCCCGUGCCGCCCAGUGCCUACGUGAUGGAGAGCAACGGGUACUGCAGCCUCGGCUUCGAAGGCAUGGACGUCCCCACCGAGUCGGGCGAGCUCUGGAUCCUGGGGGACGUCUUCAUCCGCGAGUACUAUGUGAUCUUCAACAGGGCCAACAACAUGGUGGGGCUGUCCCGGCUGCCCUGA